Stegastes partitus (bicolor damselfish) is the source of this 1669-nucleotide messenger RNA. RefSeq names its product adenylosuccinate lyase (gene adsl). NCBI's taxonomy places the organism in Eukaryota, Metazoa, Chordata, Actinopteri, Pomacentridae. Gene Ontology annotation, cellular component: cytosol. Gene Ontology annotation, biological process: 'de novo' AMP biosynthetic process. The transcript has 12 exons. The record is from RefSeq and is a predicted model, not a curated record. The coding region runs from base 107 to 1552 and encodes 481 amino acids. Gene Ontology annotation, molecular function: (S)-2-(5-amino-1-(5-phospho-D-ribosyl)imidazole-4-carboxamido) succinate lyase (fumarate-forming) activity; N6-(1,2-dicarboxyethyl)AMP AMP-lyase (fumarate-forming) activity.
ACGUGAUGCUACAAGCUGACGUAGGCUACUUGAAGAUAGCGUGUGUCUGUGUGUAGAGAAAGGUGCUGGGAAGAACUGUGCCAGCAGAAAAAUCCUCACCUUAAGCAUGGAAGGAGCUGACGAAUUAAUGAAGUAUCGUUCACCUUUGGUGUCUCGGUACGCCAGCAAGGAAAUGGCCUAUAACUUCAGUGACAGGAAGAAAUUCACAACUUGGAGGACGCUGUGGAUCUAUCUUGCUAAAGCGGAAAAGGCAUUGGGUCUGCUCAUCACAGAUGCCCAGAUUUUGGAGAUGGAGACCCAUGCAGAGGACAUUGACUUUGUCAUGGCAGCUGAAGAGGAGCGUAAGCUCAGGCAUGAUGUCAUGGCUCACGUCCACACCUAUGCACAUUGCUGCCCCACUGCAGCUCCCAUCAUUCACCUUGGAGCCACCUCAUGCUAUGUGGGAGACAACACUGACCUCAUUAUGCUGCGUGAUGGCUUUGACAUCCUCUUGCCUAAGCUGGCGAGAGUCAUUGACAGGCUGGCAAACUUUGCAGACAACUAUGCUGACCUACCCACACUUGGCUUUACACACUACCAGCCUGCCCAGUUGACCACAGUCGGGAAGCGAGCAUGUCUAUGGCUGCAGGACUUGGUCAUGGACAUGCGGAACCUACAGCGAGCCCGUGAUGACCUACGUUUCCGGGGGGUCAAGGGGACCACUGGCACCCAGGCCAGCUUUCUACAACUCUUUCAGGGGGACUAUGACAAGGUUGAGGAGCUUGAUAGGAUGGUGACAGAAAUGGCUGGCUUCAGAAAAGCCUACCUGGUGACUGGACAGACAUACAGUCGUAAAGUGGACAUAGAUUGUCUAUCCAGCCUGGCCAGUUUGGGAGCUAGUAUUCACAAGAUCUGCACAGACAUCCGCCUGUUGGCCAACCUGAAGGAGCUUGAGGAGCCUUUUGAGAAAGAGCAGAUUGGUUCCAGUGCUAUGCCUUACAAGAGGAAUCCCAUGCGUGCAGAGCGUUGCUGUAGCUUGGCUCGACAUCUGGUUGCACUAAUUGCUGACCCUCUGCAGACAGCGUCCGUGCAGUGGUUGGAGAGAAGCCUGGACGACAGUGCCAACAGGAGGAUCUCACUGCCUGAGUCCUUCCUGACUGCAGACAUCAUCCUCAGCACUCUGCAGAACAUCACAGAGGGUCUGGUGGUCUACCCCAAAGUCAUUGAGAGGCAUAUUCGCCAUGAGCUGCCCUUCAUGGCCACAGAGAACAUCAUUGUGGCAAUGGUUAAGGCUGGAGGAAACAGACAGGACUGCCAUGAGAAGAUCCGUGUUCUAUCCCAAGAGGCAGCAGCUGUUGUUAAACAGGAGGGUGGUGACAAUGACCUACUGGCCAGGGUACAGCGAGACCCCUACUUCAAACCCAUCCUGGACCAGCUAGAUGCUUUGCUAGACCCCAAAACCUUUAUUGGCCGUGCCCCACAACAGGUUGCCAGGUUUUUGUCAGAGGAAGUGCGCCCACUGCUAGAGCCAUACAAAACCAAGAUGGAUGUCAAGAUUGACCUUGAGCUUUAAUAUGCACAUACCUAAACACGCUGACAUGUGCACAUCCCAUUAGAGAAAGACUUCCUCAUAGUGUUUGGGCAUGAAAACUACUGUGUUUUACCUUAAUAAAGAAAACUCUUGAAUUUA